Spodoptera frugiperda (fall armyworm) is the source of this 3207-nucleotide messenger RNA. RefSeq lists its product as uncharacterized. The coding region runs from base 173 to 646 and encodes 157 amino acids. NCBI's taxonomy places the organism in Eukaryota, Metazoa, Arthropoda, Insecta, Lepidoptera, Noctuidae. The transcript is spliced from 3 exons. The record is from RefSeq and is a predicted model, not a curated record.
UUCGUAGGUAAAACGCUUGUUACCAUUUACCGUAAAGUUUCGAAAUUUCUGAUACCAUUAUCACAACGAAAAGAUAAAUAAUUUUCCAAUUAUAUUUGUCCACGUAGUAGUGAUAAAUCUUAAUGCUUUGAUACAGUUUAUCUAUAGGAGUCAGACCAAACGGGACCGCAAAAUGGCAGAGCAAGAAGACUUAGAACCGCAAGACCCGGGAAUGUCCAUCAGUAAAAUGAUUGGUGAAAAGCUAACCGAAUCGAUACAAAACAUGGAUGUCUUCACCACGCUACAGAAAAUGGUAUCCAUGGAACCUGGUGAUGAAGAGUCCCAAGGCAUACAGAAUCAGCUAAAAGGGGUUUUGGAAAAGUUCAGAGAUAUGAAUCCGGAAGAAAAGAGGGAGUUUGCCAAGAAGAUUAAAGAUGGACUUGCAAGCAAAUUGAGUAUGCGGUUGAAAGAUAAUGCCAUGUUGGCUAAUGUUGAGGAUGCCAUCAGGAGUGCUGUGAUGACGAAGCUGUAUAUGGUUGCUGCUGCUGUUCUCAUCUUUAUACUAGUGCUAGUAUUCUUCGGCUACAAACUAUACAAAUCUAUAAAGGAAAAGGAAAAGAAGCGAGAGGAAAAGAAAAAAGCUAAGCAAAUGAAGAAAAAGAAGUGAUUCGGACACGCACACGGAGUGAGGCUUACUAAGCGUUGUGUUAGGAAAAUUAUGUAAAGACACACCCUUUAAUUUAUUAAUCUUCUGUCAUACAAACUUCUAUUUUAAUCCACCCGGUUAGUUAUUCAAGCGACGUUCCGAUACGACCUUCAAGAAAAGAGCUUAAUACUCCUAUUUAAAAGGCCGGCAACGCACCUGUGACUCCUCUGGUGUUGCGGGUGUCCAUGGGCGGCGGUGAUCGCUUACCAUCAGGUGACUCGUCUGCUCCCUUGCCACCUAUUCCAUAAAAACCUAAUUGUCGUUAAGUCUAUCAUACAUAGCUUAGGGGUUAAUCAAAUUUUAAAAGAGAUCGGUGUUAUUGAAGAUUUUGUCAGAUUUAAAAAAUCUCAUUCUUAAUAUGGAGUCGCUAAUUCUGCGUGGUAUAUGGCAAUAGGCUCACCCCCUAUUACAUGGGACUUAUUACACAAAUGGUGAAUAGUGGGUGUACAUUGUAUAUCUUUGUCUACGACAUCGGGGAUUAAAGGUUGACAUUUUGUUAUUGACAUGUUGUUAUAAAAACACUUUUCUUUUAUCUUUUGUCUUUUAUUAUAUUUCUUCUUUAUAAUAAUCUUCUUUAUUAUUCUGCUGAGCGAUUAUUUUAGUCUUUAAAUUGUUUUCUAUACGUGUCGCGUUGUAAUUGAAGAUUUACGUGUGUAAUAAACAUAAUAAUUAAUAUAUACCAAUUUAAAGUAGUUGCAGACAUAAUAAUAUAUUUACGGUAAUACUAUUAUCAAUAAUUAAUUAUUAUGUUAUCGGCUUACUCACGUAACUGAUUGACGAGAAACUUCCUAGUUUCAAGCCAUGCUUUUUUUAAAGGAAAGCAUCCAAUUACUUCUCUCGUCUUGGGCGAGGCGUGAGGGAGUGUCUGUCUCUUACUGACUAAAAACCACCCCGUUCCUACUCCUGCUUUUCGAGCCGGAGCCCCGGUAAACACGCUAGGUAGUCUGCAGCUCCAUUCAACUCAUGCUAGAGCCUCAUAUUCAUGAGCAGCAUUUCGCGACACACGACGCGGCGAUGUAGAGAGAGAGUAGUAGAGUCGUGUGAAUAUGAGCCUCUAGCUAGACUUGAAAACUAGUAGAGUUCCUCGUCAAACAGUUACGUGCGUAAGUCGAUAACAUAAUAGUUAAUUUAGUAUGUCUCACGCAAGUUAUAAUAAUGUUAUCAAUAUCCCAAUUUUAAUAAUAUUUCCGUGUUUUUAAUACAUAAUAUGCAUCAUAUAUAAUCGUAAACCGUAGUUACUUGAUAAUCUUGAUAUGUUAUCAGUAGGUAAUUUAUCUUAAAUGUUAGUAAAAACGUGAAUUUAAAAAAAUACGUAAUUUUCCAAACGCAACUCUUGACGACUGAUUAAAAAAUAUUUAAGAUUAAAACCUUUUUUAUUUAUUAAUUCCUGUUGUAUUAGUGUUUGGGUAUGGUAACACCGAUUAUUGUGAGCUAGCAACCCUGGUUUUUCGCACAAAUAUGAAUAGUAAUGUUUUUGUGUCAUGAUGAGUGUUUUGGUCUAUUUUUUUGACCUGAAAAUGGCCUAAUAUGACCAUAUUAUGACCAUGUUGUAACAUACGGGAUAUUUAUUAACCAAAUUGCCAAAAUGAAAAUGCUCAAAAUAAUUUUUAAAGCUGUGGGUUGCAAGCAAAAAAUGUAGGAAUUUUAAUAUUGCAAUAUGACAAUUUGUAUGUAUACUUAUCGAUGCCAAUAUAAAAGUCUAUGUGGGGAUCGAUUUUGAUUCCUAUUUCCUUAGCUUACGGGUGAUUUUUGAAGCUUAUAUGUAUUUUAAAAACAAAAUAUCUUCCUGCAGUUUUCAUUUGUCUUGUUGCUAAGGUAAUAAGAGUCAAAAUCGAUUGGAUUUUCUGUAUUGUAAGCUAUUACAGAGCAAAAAGGAGGUUUGUAAGUCGUUCCAUGUAUUUUUAAAACCUUUUGAAAAUCGAUGACAUACAUUUUAUUAUUUAGGCAGUUGUCCCACCGGCAACGAUGAACGAGUAACGAGUAGAGCUAGAACUAGAAACGAGUGAAAACGAGUGAAAACAAAAACAAACAAGUGAAGCGAGCACUCGCCGGCAGUGUGAACAGUCAGCGAUCAACUAUUUGUAUUGUACGUUUCUUGAGCGAGAAAAUAGCCGAUAGUUAGUCGUUCACUCGCCGUUGGUGGGACAACUGCCUUAGUUUGACAAAGCUAAUAUCUAUUCGACAAAUAGAGAACAGCGCCAUCUAGUGUGAAAAAACUGUAAUUAUCUCUAUUUAAAAUAUUCAUUGAUAUAAGCCCCACAUAGAUUGUAUUUUAAUGUAUGUAGUUUUGAAAACACACAAUGUAAGAGCGUGGGUUAUUAUAAUAUAUAUAUUUAUUUUAUGUUUUAAAUGCAUUUUUUAUAUAUAUUUAAGGACUUUGGAACAUUCCACAGAAAUUCUUGUACAAUGUUAAUUAAUAUUAUUAUUAUUUUUUACGAAAAAAAGUUGUUGAUUUGUCAAUUAAUUAUGAUUUUAAUAUUCGCUGAUCUUCUGUUGAAUACAGUUAAUUUUUUACAUGUGUA